AGGUUUACUGGCCGUAAACUGUUCAUAUUAUCCUAAAAAUCGGAUUAUCUUAAAUUUUUAAGGUCUGACGUUAGGCCUUCUUUCAUAUCAUUCUGGAUAUCUCCCAUGCAAAAUUACAGUUUGUUUUUAAUGCCCGUUUUUCUCGUCCAUUUUAGGGAGAUGUCUUGAACAGGUAUGUCUUCAACUGCUGUCUCUUUUCUCACUUUUACCCUCAGAAUUAGCUUUGUCGCAGUCAAGUACAUGAAUACACAAUUGUGUUAAUGCACGUUAAACCUACGACGAUCAACAUCUACGCAUAAAUUGUCUUGGCAAACAGGGGUUGUCCGCCUUGUGCGGUUUUCUCAUGAUCGUUAAAUGCGUUUGGUGUUUUUUCCGAAUAACCCUAUUAUUGUUCGCAUUCCAGCGGCUAAUUCCAUUGAGUGCUCCAACAACCCUUGUGAAAUUUCAUCUAACUGAAGCUAAACUAAAUUAUGAUUCAUUGGGAAAAUUGCAUAACUCGCUCCAUCGUCAAUUUCUGCCUUUGGGAGAGUCUAAAAUUAAUUUCAGAUCUGUUCUUGUAGUACACGUCCUCAAAUACUAUCUGAUAUAAUGGAUAGCCGCUAAAUUAACCCAGCUUAUAAUUUCGAACGUCUUCCAACCCUGACUACUUAACCAGUCACCUUUAAGACCCUAAGCCACAGGCUACGUGGUCUUUCUACCGCCGGCUCAAGUUUCAAAGCACUUUGAUACCAGAAGGGACCUAAUAGUCGAGCCUUGAUCGCAGCUAGGAUAUUUUAUCUGUAUAUGACUGCUUGAAUGCUUUCAAUUUAAGCGAUCUUGAGCGGGAGACAGUAAGGUCUGCGAAUAUCGCCAGGAAUGAACUCGAGGAGACGUCGAGACGUUCAUUUGCAGACAAACGGGCAAACUCCCCAACCAUCGCUAGGCCCGCUGUCAGAGCCUCAUUUCGUCAAUCCCUUCCGACAAGUAACACAAACCUAAGCGAUUUCUCCUCGCGCUCAGUCAGCCCCUCUCUUCUCCGACCGAUGGUGAGCCGGUUAACUUGCUGUUUUUUUUACUAACUAGGGUACUUGUACGCUACGCGCGACACAAAGACCUCCUUAG
Messenger RNA from Spirometra erinaceieuropaei, 1101 nucleotides. Lineage: Eukaryota; Metazoa; Platyhelminthes; Cestoda; Diphyllobothriidea; Diphyllobothriidae. The record is from the annotation of a GenBank genome assembly.